Messenger RNA from Ascochyta rabiei, 1422 nucleotides. RefSeq lists its product as uncharacterized. The transcript has a single exon. The record is from RefSeq and is a predicted model, not a curated record. NCBI's taxonomy places the organism in Eukaryota, Fungi, Ascomycota, Dothideomycetes, Pleosporales, Didymellaceae. The coding region runs from base 1 to 1422 and encodes 473 amino acids.
AUGGCCAGCACAGUCAUGUCGACGCAGCUGAAUCCGUGGAACUACGAGAAGCCCACCAUGGCCACUCGCUCGGAGCGUUGCAGCUCUGACAGCUCCGCCUCCAGCCCUACCUUGUGCAACGACCGCCACGACACAUUACGGCUAGACACCGCUGCCACACAACCCACCAAAAAGGGGUCCAUCUCCCUCCAGGACCGCUACAUGUCGAGCGAAGAGGACCUGUCGCCGGCCUACGAGGACUCUGGCUCCGAGUCCGAGUACGACUACGACGCCGUCGUGGUCGAGGAUCUGACCAAGCAAUGCCACUCCGCACAGAGGAUGUCCAUGUCGCGCUGGAACCAGGGGAAGAGCUGCGACACGGCCGUCAAAGUCUCGUACGCCUUCGUGGGCCGCCCCAAGGUAGUCGAGCUCAACCUGAGCUCGCCAGCACUCGAGCGUCCCAUCUUACAACAACGCUCCGUCUCGCUGGCCAACCUGCCGGCGACAGCCAUGAGCAAGACACAAAAGGUCGACCAAGUCCAGCGCCACUCGCUGAACGUCGUCCCUGUUCUGAAGCGACCCAUCUCCCCACUGGCACGCCCCAUCUCUCCUCUCGCUGUCAUCGAGCCUCGACGCCCCUCCACAAGCUACAGCCCCUCAAGCAAGACAAGCACACUGAACAUAGGCGACCUGACCUCCGCGCCCUCAUCCGUCAACACCGCACCAUCAAGUCGCAGCGCAUCGCCCGCAGUGUCUGCUCCCAUCCGACCUGCCAGUGCAACCCCAGAAACUGCGUCUUCGCGACGCUCGUCAGUCUACAUCCCUACAGGAGCUCGCCCUGAGUUGCAGCGAGGCCAGACAACACAGACUCAGUUCCGUUUCUCCCACCAAACCGCACCGCCGACACCCAUGUCGCCGGCAACACACGCCUUCCUCAACACCGACCCCUUCGCGAAGCCGGCCGGCAACACUGCAAUCCCUGCAAACAAGCCUUCCACACACAGACGUCUGCGGUCCAUCUCCAUGAAGCUCUCCCUCGCUAGGAUCGCCAUAACCCCCUCGUCAAAGAAGAGUGCCAACAACGCCCCUGUCUCGCCGUACACACCCCUGACGCCACAGACUGCGCCCAUCGAAGCCACAUCCGGAUUCGCGAGCCCAAUGCCCAACAAGCUGCGCCGCGCGUCCACCAUCCUGCGACCAAAGUCUCGCGGGGGAGACCCAUCCAGAGGCCCUUCGCCGGAGAUGGCUCCUCCAGUCCCUGUCCUGAAUCGAGCCAGCACCAUGGGCCUGCCUCAGCGCCAGUCCAAGAUGGUCGCAAGAGGAGCCGACGAGCGCGAGCCCACGCUCGUCCUUCCUCCUUUUGCAGACACGGACAUGAAUCCCAUGGCCGCCGUCAAGAGCGGAAAGCUACGGAAGCGCAAGUCCCUCAUGGAUCUGCUCUAG